Messenger RNA from Saimiri boliviensis boliviensis (Bolivian squirrel monkey), 3104 nucleotides. The record is from RefSeq and is a predicted model, not a curated record. Lineage: Eukaryota; Metazoa; Chordata; Mammalia; Primates; Cebidae.
UCCCGAGCGGAAGCGCCUUGAGCGGAAGCGGAAGUCAGCGAGGCGGCGGUGGCGGCGGUGGAGGCGACUGGGACUGGGGUGUAGCGGGCGCGUCUGCGGCUGGUGCUGGCGUAUCUCUAGAUCCUUUCUGAGAGUUCAGUUAUGGGUGUGAGAGGCUUGCAAGGAUUUGUGGGAAGUACUUGCCCACAUAUAUGUACAGUAGUAAAUUUCAAAGAACUGGCAGAGCACCACCGAAGCAAGUAUCCUGGAUGUACCCCUACCAUUGUGGUUGAUGCCAUGUGUUGUCUUAGAUACUGGUAUACUCCAGAAUCUUGGAUCUGCGGUGGCCAGUGGCGAGAAUACUUUUCUGCUUUGCGAGAUUUUGUUAAAACUUUUACGGCGGUUGGGAUCAAGUUAAUAUUCUUCUUUGAUGGCAUGGUGGAGCAGGAUAAGAGAGAUGAAUGGGUGAAACGAAGGCUUAAGAACAACAGGGAGAUAUCCAGGAUUUUUCAUUACAUCAAGUCACACAAGGAGCAGCCAGGCAGGAACAUGUUCUUCAUCCCCUCGGGGCUGGCUGUGUUUACGCGAUUUGCUCUAAAGACACUGGGCCAGGAAACUUUGUGUUCCUUACAGGAGGCAGAUUAUGAGGUGGCUUCCUAUGGUCUCCAGCAUAACUGUCUUGGGAUUCUUGGGGAAGACACUGAUUACCUAAUUUAUGACACUUGUCCCUACUUUUCAAUUAGUGAGCUCUGCCUAGAGAGCCUGGACACCAUCAUGCUCUGCAGAGAGAAGCUCUGUGAGAGUCUGGGCCUCUGUGUGGCCGACCUUCCUCUUUUGGCCUGCCUCCUUGGCAAUGACAUAAUCCCAGAGGGCAUGUUUGAGAGCUUCAGAUACAAAUGCUUAUCAUCCUACACCUCUGUAAAAGAGAACUUUGACAAAAAAGGUAACAUUGUAUUAGCUGUGUCAGACCAUAUAUCGAAAGUUCUUCACUUGUAUCAAGGUGAGAAAAAAUUAGAAGAGCUAUUACCUCUGGGACCAAACAGAGCUCUUUUUUAUAAAGGAAUGGCAUCGUAUCUUUUACCAGGACAGAAAUCUCCUUGGUUUUUCCAAAAACCCAAAAGUGUAAUAACUUUGGACAAGCAAGUUGUAUCUAUGAGUUCAGACCCUGAAUCCAGGCAAGAAGUUCCGAUGUGUACAGACCCUGAAUCCAGGCAAGAAGUUCCGAUGUGUACAGACCCUGAAUCCAGGCAAGAAGUUCCGAUGUGUACAGACCCUGAAUCCAGGCAAGAAGUUCCCAUGGGUACAGACCCUGAAUCCAGGCAAGAAGUUCCUAUGUGUACAGGCCCUGAAUCCAGGCAAGAAGUUUUAAUGUGGACGGACUCUGAAUCUAGGCAAGAAAUUAUCAUGUAUACAGGCCAUGAGUCCAAACAGGAAGUUCCUGUAUGUACAGAUCCUAUAUCCAAGCAAGAAGAUUCCAUGUGUACACACCCUGAAAUCAAUCAAAAAUUACCUGUAGCAACAGAUUCUGAAUUUAAGCUUAUGUGUACAAAUCCUGAAAUUAAACAAGAAGACUCUGCCAACGUGGGGCUUGAAAUAAAGCAACAAGUAACCAUGGUUUCAGACACUGAAAUCUUAAAGGUUGCUAGAGCACAUCACGUCCAAGCAGAAAGCUACCUGGUGUACAACAUCAUGAGCAGUGGAGAGAUUGAGUGUAGCAACACCUUGGAAGAUGAGCUUGACCAGGCCUUACCCAGCCAGGCCUUCAUUUACCGACCCAUUAGACAGCGUGUUUACUCACUCCUACUGGAGAACUGUCAAGAUGUCGCCAGCACCUGCCCGGCUGUCAAGGAGUGGUUUGUGUACCCUGGGAACCCACUGAGGCACCCGGACCUCGUCAGGCCGCUGCAGAUGACCGUUCCAGGGGGAACGCCUAGUUUGAAAACACUAUGGCUGAACCAAGAGCCAGAAAUACAGGUUCGGCGCUUGGACACACUCCUAGCUUGUUUCAACCUUUCCUCCUCAAGAGAAGAGCUGCAGGCCGUCGAAAGCCCGUUCCAAGCUUUGUGCUGCCUCUUGAUCUACCUCUUUGUCCAGGUGGACACUCUUUGCCUAGAGGAUUUGCAUGCAUUUAUUGCACAGGCCUUGUGCCUCCAAGGAAAAUCCACCUCGCAGCUUGUUAAUUUACAGCCUGAUUACAUCAACUCCAGAGCCGUGCAGCUGGGCUCCCUUCUCGUCCGUGGCCUCACUACUCUGGUUCUAGUUAACAGCGCGUGUGGCUUCCCCUGGAAAAUGAGUGACUUCAUGCCUUGGAAUGUAUUUGACGGGAAGCUUUUUCAUCAGAAGUACCUGCAAUCUGAAAAGGGUUAUGCUGUGGAGGUUCUUUUAGAACAAAAUAGAUCUCGGCUCACCAAAUUCCACAACCUGAAGGCAGUCGUCUGCAAGGCCUGUAUGAAGGAGAACAGACGUAUCACUGGCCGAGUCCACUGGGGCUCGCACCAUGCAGGGAGGUGGGGAAGACAGGGCUCCGGCUCCCACAGGACGGGCUCUGGGUAUAGCCGUUCUGGUCAGGGACAGCCGUGGCGAGACCAGGGACCAGGAAGCAGACAGUAUGAGCAUGACCAGUGGAGAAGAUACUAGUUGUCCUCCUGGUAAGUUCAUCACUUGCAUCUCCAGAAGAAAUCAGUUUCGUGUCUGUCUUUAUAAUGUAAAUCUUCCAUAUCAAGUACCAAAAUAAACAGAACUCAGAUACAGACUCCUGCUGACCUGGUGCUGAGUUAACUUGGUUUCAAGACACGUUUCCUUCCUCCAGGAAGAGUGUGGAGAGAAAAAGAGGUACACAUGGACGCAGAGCCCUGCCAGCACCCUCUUCUGCAUUGUAGCUGCAAGGAGACCAUGCCUGUGGGAGCCAGGCCUUGCUUGUGUUAAGAAGGAAAGAUGCCAUUUUCAGUGGCUUCUCCCUCCCAUUGUGCAGAAGAGCUUUUGUUGGCUUCUUUCCUGAGCUUGUGCCUGAUUCUGUGGACCAAAACAAUCAUUGUUAACAUCUUCAUGUAUUUUAUUCUGAUCUUUCAUAUAUAUGCUGCCUAGCUAAUUUCAUUUUACAAUAAAUGGGAAUCUGUUGUAUUCUG